This is a messenger RNA of Peniophora sp. CBMAI 1063, 1338 nucleotides long. NCBI's taxonomy places the organism in Eukaryota, Fungi, Basidiomycota, Agaricomycetes, Russulales, Peniophoraceae. The record is from the annotation of a GenBank genome assembly.
AUGGCAGAUGUCUCCUGUCUCCCACCUGAAGAGAGGUGCUUGUUGUUUACAGACCUCCUCACCCACAUGACGGACGACGACUUCGAGCACUUGGUGGAGGUUGUCCGCAAAAGAAAGGACUUUAUAAAGUUCAUCCUUCGUUCAAUCACGUCUUCAGAAGAUGGCGAACUGUACGCUGAAUUGGAGAUGACCCUAGGGAAACUACCCAAUCGGUUCAGCAGACGCCAGUUUGAUAUCGCUUUGGACCAUAUGGCCGCGGUGUCUUACAGGAUAAACGGUCGCAAUCUAGAAUUCCUCUGGAGGAUAGUCCUCCAACGCGUCCUCGAAGAGAUACUCACCGCGGUACCCACCCUCCUCCUAUCCGUCCAGCAGGAGUACGAUCUCUGGUUCGAUGUCGCGAGCGCUGCCGGGGCUCAAGACGUCGCGCUGUCACGCCAGCCGCCCGCUGACUCCGAUGUGCCGCACCGGAAGGGCAGCAGUCGCAUUCCCGUACCCGUUCGCCGACCGCCCUCGUCCGUCACGGCGGGACCCGCGCCCUCGCCCUCAUCCAGCAGCGCCCAACCGGCCGCUCCUUCCCACGCAGCGCGCCCGCGUGCGAGCGGUAUCACCGACAAGGUGCCCAUCCUGGUAGAAGUCACCGAUGACCUGGGUGAAGAAAACGAGAAGACCGUGCACAUCGACCGCAAGAGCUUGCGGACCUGCCGCCCGGACUGCAUCGCUUUGUGCCGUAUGUUCGUACUUGCGGACUCGUCGACUGCAGAAACGAAGAUGUAUAAGCUUAUUAACCACUCGGUGCCAAUCAUCGGGGAGGUCAAAAGGGCUCCUGCACGCGACGACGCACAAAUGGGGCCGGGUGACCAACUUGACGACUACGGCAAGCGCGCGACUGAGAAGAUGCUCCUCAAGGCGCAAGAGCAGGGUGCAUACCAAGCCGCUCUCUACCUCAGGACGGAGGCAGGCCAGCGUCAGAAGAGGGUGCGUGUCUUUGCCGUCUCUGGCCAUUACGUGACGUACGGCGACAUGUACCACGGUGGCUGGCACUCUCGUGUGCAUGGGGUCCGGCUGUGGUCCACGCUAGAGGAUUUGAAGGAUCAGGAGGAAGCGGAGACCGUGCAGCAUGUCACCCAGCUUCGGUCGGGUCGCCAGCUGCCGAAGGUACCCCCGCAACCGGAUAAAGGCCGGCUUCUGCGCGUCCAUCGGUUGAUCAAGAAGUGGUCUCCUAUGUCGUCCUUGUUUACAGAAUCCCUCCAGGCUGAGACCGCAGAAUAUUUCCGUGAGUUUCUGCGGGAGAACGCGGUGGAGCAAGUAUUGGGCUUGCAUCAAGUCGACAUGCGCUGA